Mucor velutinosus is the source of this 2835-nucleotide messenger RNA. RefSeq lists its product as uncharacterized. Lineage: Eukaryota; Fungi; Mucoromycota; Mucoromycetes; Mucorales; Mucoraceae. Bases 1 to 2835 code for a protein of 944 amino acids. The record is from RefSeq and is a predicted model, not a curated record. The transcript has 3 exons.
AUGGGUUUGUUAAGCUUUAAAAAGAAAUCUCGCAAACAACGGCAGCUGAAUGAUAAGCUAUUCGAAUUAUCACAUCAUUACCAGCCUCCUCCCAAGCCUCUCACCUUUGCAGGUGGUUCCUUAUCGAAAAGCAAUACACUUGAAAUCGAAUCGUCCAAUCCCAGAGAUACAAGAGCCAGUUUAAUGGACGACAUUAUGAACGAGUUGGACUCUGCCAGAUCAACCAGUAACUGUAGCGAUGAGCCUCCAAUUUCCAGACAGAAUAAGGGUGCUAGACCAUCACCACUGUUAAUGUUUGAUUCACCAUCAUCAUCUGUACCACAGCAACAACAGUCAUCAUCAUUAUCAUCAUCUCAAAUGCCGGUAUAUCAUGCAGCCACAGCAGCAGCUAAAAACCCUGCAUUUAUGACCUCUCAUCAGCAUUCAUCUGCACCAACGAUUAGUAUACCAGCAGUAGAUAACAACAAAGCCUCUCGUAAGAGCAUGCAAAAGCAGCUGCCGCAACAUCAACCAAAGCCAAACCCUCUUUUGUCUUUUAGUGACAGCAACUUGAAUUUAAACAGUUCAAAAAACGUUGGCAGCGAUAUCGCUGAUCAAGACGACCUGAAAGCUAUCUUGGUGAGCAAGCCAGCCUCCCCCCCAACACUGGUGCAACAGCAGAUACAAACACAAACACAAACAGCCGCAUCGCCCCCUGCGUAUAAUAUUGCCACAAACAAUAAUACAUCAAAGAAUUUAAUGGAUAGAAUGAAAGAGAGACAUCGUUUGGAAGCUCGCCAAUCAUUACAACCCUCCCCUUUUAUGGAUAACACUCAGGCUCGUACCAACAAUUUAAGUUCACCAUCCAUGCCCAUUAUCUACUCGGCCACCACUACAGCUAAUAGCCCUAUCACAGCUAUCACACCCAAGGACAUAAGACCGUCCCCGAAACCACUCGUUCAAUCGCAUUCCUUCACAACAUAUGCUAAACCGACCUCGACUCACAUAGCAAUAGCAGUAAACAAGCAACGUCCAAAGCAGCAACCGCCAUUGGUGAGAAGCGUAUCCGACAUGAACGACAUGUACACAGUCGCCUCCAAACCAAUUCAGACACAAUCAGAUAUCAGCUUACACAAAAGAGCUUCUCCAUCACCUCCAUUGAAGCAAUUAAGAAUGCCGCAAUCAUCGUCUAUCACGAAUGUCAGAAACUCUUAUUUACAAACUGGCCCUGUGAUGAGUGUUCCUUAUGAAGAAGAGCAAGACAUGUUCCGUGCUCCCGUCAACACUGUAAGCCCUAUGCGACUUCAAUUAAAUCGUUCGGUGUCUGCUUAUCCAAGUUUUCCUCAACAAUCACUACAGCAACAUCAGCAACAGCAAAUGGACCUACAGCAAAGACAGCAGAUGGAAAUGCAACAACAACAUAUAUUGCAACAGCAAAAGCAGCAACACAUGCAACAGCAACACAUGCAACAGCAGAUUGAGUUGCAACAGCAGCAAAUACAAGAGCAACAGCGACUGCAACAGCAAAAGUUGCAACAACUGCAAAUCCAACAACAACAAAUCCUCAACCAAACUCUAAUGGAAACGACAGCCGCUGCUGCUGUCGCUGCCUCUACUGCAGCAGCUCCCUUAAAAAUCAAUCAACAUAGCCGGGAUGCUCCUAAAAUGGCCAUCGUUCGAUCUGAAAGUCGUCUUAUAGAUACAAAACAUACAUCCAAAUCCAAGCCAGCGUCUAAAUAUAAUCAGGCGCCGAGACCUUUGUACGAGCGAUCUUCAUCACCCCCUUCUUCGUCCUCUUUAGGAGGAGGAGUCGAAUGCGCACAUAGUAGAUGCCGCCAGCAGCAGCAACAACAACACUAUCAUUGUCAUUGUCAUUGUCGCCCUACGAGCCCAACUAGCAAUAACAAUAGAGUCGCCGUGUUGCAUAGCUCAAGAAAUAAGCCAGAUACGCCACCUCCUGAAUUACAUCAUACUACCAUGUUCUCCAAAGAAUCGACAGAACAAGCAUCACUUAUUGAGGAUGACGACAACCCACCCGAAAAUAAACUUAUGACCAUUGAGGAGACACUGAUCGCAAAUUCAUCCACAAGCACAUUGACGGAAGGAGAUGAUAUUGUUGCUACCACCACCACUACUACUAACUCAUUGCCCAACAAGACCAUGUCCAAGGUUAUUCGAUUGCCUGAAAAGCUAAAGCAAGAGCUACAAUCUAUGCAACUGCGUCGAUCCACUUACUCUGUUCCUGACUUGACCACGUUUUCCUCAGAUUACGACGAUGAUGCGACUGAACGACAAAAGGAUUGGAGUACAAUUGAAAUGUUUGAUUCAGGCAUCAUCGCCAACGAGCCACUAAAGGAAGCUACAUCGUUCACCGCUGCCGACAUAAACCCGAGUCGAAGCUCUUCUGAAUUGCUCAUGUUUGAUUCAAACAAACAUUCAGAAGACUCAUUUUAUUUGGAAUUAGACAGUUCCUGUGGUGUACAUCACCAACAUCACUCUCAGCAGCUACACCAUCACCGCCAUAACCAUCAUCAUCACCAUCACAAACGACACCGAUGCUCCAAAAGAUAUAGCACUUGCUGCUCUUCUUUAUCAAGAAAGAACCAUCCUUGUCCGUCAUCUAAACACAAUACAAGCCUCCAUAAAUCAUUUUCUACCUAUUCCAUGGACAUGCCAGCUUCUGUUCUGACAACAUUCUGUAGUCAUCAGCCAGGGAAACGACAUCAUCAUCACCACCACCAUCACCAUCAUCAUCAAGCAAACAAACAUUGGAAUCACCGUUGCCAUGACAACAACCUCAGCAGCAGCAGAUACACACUCGUACUUCGAGACGAUGAGGACGAGGUUGUGCUAUAA